Messenger RNA from Talpa occidentalis (Iberian mole), 6221 nucleotides. It is a transcript of the gene OSMR, whose product is annotated as oncostatin M receptor. Lineage: Eukaryota; Metazoa; Chordata; Mammalia; Eulipotyphla; Talpidae. Gene Ontology annotation, cellular component: external side of plasma membrane; membrane. Gene Ontology annotation, biological process: cytokine-mediated signaling pathway. Gene Ontology annotation, molecular function: cytokine receptor activity; protein binding. The coding region runs from base 98 to 2803 and encodes 901 amino acids. The record is from RefSeq and is a predicted model, not a curated record. The transcript has 17 exons.
UUCGCCGCCUCCCCUGGCCCGAGGCGCCCCGGACCACCCCCGCUCCUCCUGGGCGCCGCCCCUGCCGCGGUGGCUGGGUUAGAGGAAACCAGAUCCUAUGGCUCUUCUUGCUGCCUUUCAGACAGCAUUCAUUUUCACAUUGUUGCCAUUGAGACCGUAUCAGAAUCAAGUCUUGUCUGAAACUUUACUCUUGAAUCCUGAAUCACUGAAUAUUUCUAUCAAUUAUUCACAUCAACGUUUGCAUUUACAAUGGAGUGUCCACAACCGCAAUCAUUAUCAAUUAAAUCAAUUAAAAAUGGUUUUUCAGAUACAGAUCAGUAGAAUUAAUACAUCCAAUACCAUCUGGGUGGAGAAUUAUACCUCUACUGUGAAGUGGAAUCAAGUUCUACAUUGGAGUUGGGAAUCUGAGCUCCCCUUGCAAUGUGCAGCCCACUUUGUAAGAAUAAGGAGUAUAGUGGAGGUGGAUGAUGCCACAAUCCCCAGACAGAUGUCCUGGAGCAAUUGGAGUUCCUGGGAGAAAGUAGAAGGACAGAAUCCCCCUGGACAUGAACAAUUGGUGAUUUUCCCUAAAGACAGGACAGUGGAAGAAGGCUCCAAUGUCACAUUUUGCUACAUUUCUAGAAGCCACCAAGAGAACAUAUCAUGUCAUUUGGAGGGAACAUGGAUACAUGGAGAACAACUUGAUCCAAAUGUAACUGUGUUCACCCUGAAUAAUGUGCCUUUCAUUAGAAACACAGGGACAAAUUUCUUUUGUAAGGGGGAAGACGAUGAUAUUUUGGAUGGCACCGUUCUCUUUGUUGCAAAAGUGCUUGAGGAACCCAAGGACUUUUCUUGUGAAACCCAGAAUUUCAAAACUUUGAACUGUACUUGGGAUGCUGGAACCGACACUGCCUUGCAUAACAUGCCUUCCCAGAGCUACACUUUAUUUGAAUCAAUUUCCGGGAAUAAGAAACUUUGUGUACACAAAAACUGGUGUAAUUGGCAAGUAACUCAAGACUCACAAGAAAUGUAUAACUUCACACUCCUGGCCAGAAACCUCUUAAGACAGAGAAGUGUCAAUAUUGCUUUUAACCUGGCUCAUCGAGUUCAUCCCAAGUCUCCCUUUGAUUUAUUCAUUAAAAACAACAGUGCCACAAAAGCCACCGUGACCUGGAAGGUGCACUCCAUUGGGAAUUAUUCCACACUCUUGUGUCAGGUCGAACUCUGCGACAAAGGAGAAGUGAUACAUAGGCACAAUGUUUCUGUGAAGGUUAAUGGCAAAUAUGUCUUAUGUGACCUGGAUCCCGACACAGAGUAUAUGGCCCGAGUACACUGUGCUGAUGCCAACCACUUCUGGAAAUGGAGCAAGUCGAUUAGUCAAAAUUUCACCACACUUGAAGCUGCCCCCUCGAAGGCUCCUGAUGUCUGGAGAAGGGUGAAAUCAAAGCCAGGACAGCACGAGGUGACUUUAUUCUGGAAGCCAUUCUCAAAAUUGCACGCCAAUGGGAAGAUUCUAUUCUACAAUAUAAUUAUAGAAAAUCUGGACAAAUCAUGUGAACUACCACCCCUCUCCAUUCCUGCUUCGGCCAGUAACGAAACAUUAACCCUCGACCUGUCUUCUUACCGAUUCAACAUCACAGCUAAUAACAGUGUGGGCAUGUCUCCUGCUUCAGUCAUUGUCAUUUCUGGAGACCCUGAAAACAAAGAUGUGGAAGAAGAGAGAGUUAACGGUACAGAGGAAGGAAUCUCUUUGUCCUGGAAGCCCCCGUCUGGAGAUGUGCUGGGCUACGUUGUGGAAUGGCACGCGUGUCCCUGGCACCUGGGCUGUGAUCCCCAGUGGAAAAACCUGGGCCCUAAUACCACACACACAGUCAUCAGCUCAGAUGCUUUUAGACCAGGGGUCCGAUACAAGUUUAAAAUUUAUGGAAUUUCUACAAAAAAGCCUGCUUAUUUAUUAGAGAAAAAAACUGGAUACUCCCAGGAACUGGAUGGUACAGAUUGUUGCAAAUACAAAAUCAGCAACCCGGAACAAAAGACAUUGACCGUGAAACACCUGCAGCCGGAAUCCGCCUAUCAGUUUCUUGUCACCCCAUUCACAAGUGUUGGCGACGGUCCUGAUGUCCUUUUCACAGAGGUCACAACUCCGGACAAUCACUCCCAUAUACUGCUCAUAUACAUAUUCCUCAUGAUUUUCGGGGUUGUGGUGAUCAUCAUCGUAUGCUCCCUGAAAAGCCAGUGGAUGAAGGAGAAGUGCUAUCCUGACAUUCCAGAUCCUAACAAGAGCAGUGUCCUGUCAUUAAUAAAAUCCAAGGAGAAUCCUCAUCUAACAAUAAUGAAGGUCAACGACUGCAUUCCAGAUGCUAUUGAAGUUAUAAACAAGCCAGAAGAGAGUAAGACCCAGUGCUUAGGCACGAAGAAGUCACUCACAGAACCCGGACCUUCUACGCCUGCUUACCUUUACCUCCUCCCAGCAGAGAACUCCUCCUCGGGACCUGGACCGUGUGUCUGUUUUGAGAAUUUUACCUAUAACCAGGCAGCUUCUAACUCCAGUUCUUGUAACCAUGUCCCAGUAUCCCAUAGAGCCCCACCAAAUCAGCUGGAACUACUGACUGCACCUGAACAUUUACUAAAGAUGCUAGAAAAAAACUACAUGAACUCCCUGGGAGAAACCCCUGCUGGAGAAACUAGUUUGAAUUAUGUGUCCCAGUUGGCUUCACUCCUCUCUGGAGACAAGGAUAAUCCCGCCACAAACCCCCCAGUGCCAGCACUAUGUUCAGAGUAUAAAACACAAAUGGCCAUACCUUUGGGUCUUUCCCCUCCUUAGACAGAGACUAACAGUGCUCCCUCCAUUUCCCUUCCAUAUCAAGGUGAACACUACUGCUGACCAACAUCCUCAUUUCAUACCAAUGCUACACAGACACCAUGGGACGCAUGGCUGACACCAUUCCAUCAUCACUAGACACCUUGGUGCUUAUUUCCAGUGAGUUGUCACGGUUUGCAGGUCUCACUUACCUAGAACUGCCACAUCUUGCUAGCUUUCCAGGUCCAAAAGCCAUGAAACCAAAGUUCUUCCUCGGAGCAGACUUGCUGUUGAAAUGGCAGGGUUGUGGGAACAGGCUUGCUUUGCUGCUGUGUGUUCCAGGCCCUGGCACUUGACAUAGGCAGAGACGCUGUCCACUCUGUACUGGACAGGACAGGGUGAGCGUGGGUCUAAAAAUUCACUUUCCCCUGAGUAACUAUUCCCAUUAAAUUUCACCCCCGUGUUCAAGGUAAAAGGAACUAGAUUUAAUAAUCACGGCCACAAACUUGUAAGUAGAUCAUCAGUUGUCACUGCUCAUUUCCUCUGGAUGUUUAUGAGCAGGUCACAGAUGCCUGAAAUGGAAGCCGAUUUUAGACUUGCCUAGAAGUAAUAAAAAUUUGUAGUUCAUUGAUGCAGUAAAAUUCUCUCUUCUGGGGUCAUAGAUCUUUUCCAGUAGGUAAGAAGCGAGUAAAUCCUAAGAUUCCAGCUCACCACUGUUAAGAGUGGGACUGGCAAGACCUCCGCCUUAGCGUCAAGACAGUAACACUCCUCUGUAAACACCAGUCUUCUAGCAUUUCUUUUUACAACUACCUCAGAAUAGAAAAGGGAAAAUAUAUCAUUAAACAAUUCCUUUCACAUUUCAUGUUCCCUCUUUUUUUCCCAGAACAACAAUGGCAUGUUUUCAUUUAGCAUCCUUAGAACUUUGAAGGAGGUUUUCUAGGUCAAGCAUCCUCCUUAUAAUCUCAUUAAUAACCCUGGUAUGCUAAUAUAAUGAAGCCUCAUUGUUGGACAUCAUUUAGACUUAACUGUAAAAAGUUACAUGGAGUGGGAGAGGACAGUACAUACCAAGCACCGGGUACUCAACUGUGCUGCUACAUGUUAGUUCCUUUCUCUUCCUUCUGCCCAUCAUCCUUAAUGUUAUUUACGACAUUUCUAAACCAGUACAAUAAGGGUUCCUUUUUGUUUGCUGACUCCUGUCAGUGUUGUGGAAAUGACUGUGCCUCUAGUAUUAACUGCCAGAGAGAGAGAGGCAAGAAGAGAGCGGAGAAUGAGAAGAGAGUAGGGGGGUGGGAGGAGAUUGUAGAGAGAGAAGCUGGGAGAGGAGAAGAGGGUCUCUAUGAUUAGAGACCUAAUCAUACCUAUACAAAACAGAACUUCUGUUCCGGUAUUUCAAUUUUUCCCCUGUGUCUAAACCUUUUGCUGAAAAAUUGAUUUAGGUACCCCUAAUAUAGUACAAAUGAGUCUCUUGAUUAUCAGUUUCAAGAAGACUUUAAGGCCAGUAUUGUCAUUUACCCUCUUUAUGUUCCUUUGUAAUAAUGCAAUUAUAAAUGGACAAGAAAUAUCAAUAUUGUUGUAAAUAGUAUCUUAGAUUUUCUGUAAAAUGUAAUCCACAAAAUCUUGGAAGUUAUUUUUGUUGCAACAAAACUUAAUUGAAAUAUUUCACCAUUGCAUUGUUUCUUUAUGAACUGAAGAUUUAAUAAUUAGUAUUCUGACAAAUCACCUCCUGAGUUUACUAAAAAUGUAUAUUCCUGGGUACCACUAAAACCUCCUACCAGGGUACCUAUUAAAACCACCUAAUCAGAAUCACUGUGAAACAAGAAUCUACUUAUUUUCUGGAAUCUAUUUUCUUGGCUCUCAGGCAUUCAGAUGCACACUCAACUUUGAGACUUACUGCCUAAGUCAAAUGAGGACAACUUCCUGAAAUAUACCAAGAGAAAAUGUUGGGCUAUAUCACUUUGUGUCUACAAUAUCAUUGUGACUGUGUCUUGGCUAUAAAUAUUCUUCUAUGUUCAUAAUAAAUAAAUUAGUAUUUGAAACCUUAAUUUUCAAGACUAUAUGCCCCUUAACAGCAUUGUUUAAGAAGUGUUAUUCAGUGACUUUAAAAUUUGCUUUUGUGUCAGAGUAGGAUAAAACAGAGUUUCAAAAUGCAUGAACAUGGAGUAACAAGUGCCUAUAAACUAGCAUUAGCUCUAAUAGCCACUAAGCCAUACCCUUAGCCACUCUCCCUCCUGAUAUUAUUUUGAAGUUAAGUCACAUAAUUUAAUCUGUAAAUACACGUUUCGCUAAAUUGUCUCUACUUUUUCUAAUAUAGUUAGUCAUAAUACCUUUUUAAAGAAUCAUACCUAAAAUCAAAUCAGUAAUCCCUCAGAAAUUAUCAGGCUGUUUUGCUAGUGGGCAGUUGUCAUUGACAUGUAAGUACCAUGUAAGCCUGGAGCCCUCUUCAGUUGCAUUCCGGGUACUGCAACUGGGACUUACACAACAGAGCUGCUGACUGGUUGAAAGUGCUCGCUGACAUUCCCACACCGAACUCUUUAAUUGUAGGGGAGCUGACGUCCACAGAAUGUGUAUUUUAAAAAAUGAAUACUAGACAAUAUAAAAUAUUUCUUCUAAAAGCCCUGUGAAAAGAUAAUCUGGCUUUCAUCUCAUCUACAAAACAUUAAACAUUUGACAUAAAGCAGAACUUUUAAAACCCUGAGAUAAACAAUAGAAGUUGGAAAGCCUUCAGAAUUAGUAAACUGGUAUUUACCACACAUCAAAACAUAUUCAAUUUAAAUUGAGUAUAAAUCCAAAUCACACUCAAAUGUAGUUGUCUUAGUCCUCUAAGAUAAGCAUUUUUAAAAAGCUCUAGUAUAUAUAUGUAUUUUUAAAAUCAAUUAAAAGGAAGUUGAGUCUGAGUCUCUCUCCACAAAAUUUGCACAUUGAAAUCUCAGGACCCAAAGAUAUUAGGAUGUGGCGGAUUUUCGGGAGUGAUUAGGUCAUGAGACUAGAGCACACAUAUACAGGAUCAAUGCUCUUAUAAAGACAGCUCAAGAGCCUCCCUAAUCCAGACAAGCACACAUAAGUCUGGGGCUGGGAAACGGGUCCUCACCUGACCACACUGGUGCUCAGAUCUUGAACUUCCAGACUACAGAACUGUUAAGAAAUAAAUUCCUGCUUUCACUAAGAUACCUGUCUGUGGUACUUUGCUAUAGUAGUCCAAACGGACUAAGGUAAUACUCUUUUCUUAGCAUUUUUACAUACAAAAGUUUUUAAAAAUGACACAAUUUUUCAAGUUCAGCUGUAUUAUCACUCUUUUCAAAGAUCAGCUGUAUGAUGAUGAAGUAUGCUCUUUAUUUUAAAGCCAACUAUGUUUUUGAAUGUAUUGUUGAAUGGCAUCUAGAAGUGGAACACAAUGAAAAGUAUUACACAGAAAUGUAUUUAAGACCAAAUUAUCCAAAAUAAA